CGGGAGCGGAGCGGGGGCUCGGGCCCUGCCCCGAGGCCGCCCCCGCAGCGCCCGGCGAUGGUGGCGGCCGGAGCGGGGCGGCGGCUCCCCGAGCCCUGAGCGCCGCGGGGCCGCGGGCGAGGCACCAUGAGCGUGCGGCCUCCGCAGGCCCUCGACAGGUUAAGCAGCCUGUCUUCCCUGGGUGACUCUUCCUCCGAGCGCAGGUCUCCGGGGCACCGCCGCCAGCCCUCCGACUCCUCCGAAACCACAGGCCUGGUCCAGCGCUGCGUCAUCAUCCAGAAGGACCAGCAUGGCUUCGGCUUCACCGUCAGUGGGGACCGCGUCGUCCUGGUGCAGUCGGUGCGGCCAGGGGGAGCAGCCAUGAGGGCCGGGGUGCAAGAGGGGGACCGCAUCGUCAAGGUGAACGGCACCAUGGUGACCAACAGCUCUCACCUCGAAGUGGUCAAGUUAAUCAAGUCCGGUGCCUACGUCGCCCUGACCCUCCUGGGCUCCCCCCCUCCAUCCGUGGGGCUCCCCAGUUCUCAGCAGGACGUGAGCACGGCCGGGGCUCCCCGUGUCCCCCCCGCCUGUCCCCCUCCGCCGCCUCCACCACCACCCCCUCUGCCGCAGCGCAUCACCGACCCCAAACCCCUGCAGGACCCCGAGGUCCAGAAGCACGCCACGCAGAUUCUGCGCAACAUGCUGCGGCAGGAGGAGGCAGAGCUGCAGCGCUUCUAUGAGGCUUACAGCAGGAACCCGGCCACAGCAGUGGAGGAGCAGAUCGAGGGAGCCCGGCGGAGGGUGAGCCAGCUCCAGCUGAAGAUCCUGCAGGAGACCGGUGGCUCCAUGGAUCCGGGACGGCUCUGCAGUGACUCUGGCUUGGCUGCUUUCAAGGUGGUGGAAGGACGCCUCUCCCUGGACUCACAGGAUGGGGACAGCGGGUUGGAGUCCGGGACAGAGCGAUUCCCAUCCGUGAGCGAGGUCUCCCUGAACCGCAACUCGGUGCUGUCCGACCACGGCCUCGACAGCCCCAGGACAUCCCCGGUCAUCACGGCCCGGCUCUUCCAGCACCACCGGCGCCAGGGCUCCGACACCCCCGGCACCCCCCUGCCCGAGCAGGGCUUGGACCGCACGGGACGACCCCUGAUCAUCGGGCCAGAGGAGGAUUGUGACCCCGGGUACUUCAAUAACGAGUGCGACUCCCUCUUCCAGGACCUGGGCAAGCUCAAAUCCCGGCCGGCGCACCUGGGGGUCUUCCUGCGCUACAUCUUCUCCCAGGCAGACCCCAGCCCCCUGCUCUUCUACUUGUGCACCGACGUUUGCCAGCAGACCACAGGCAAGGACUGCCGGGGCUUGGGGAAGGACAUCUGGAACAUCUUCUUGGACAGGAGCGCGCCUCUCCGGGUCAAGGUGGCCGAGCAGCUCCUGGCUGAGAUCGAGACCCGGCUGCGGAAUGGGGAUGACGUCCGAGCCGCCCUCUUUGAAGCCCAGGAGAUGGUGAUGCCCGAGAUCCAGGAGCAGAUCCAGGACUACCGAACCAAGCGCACCAUGGGCCUGGGCAGUCUCUAUGGGGAGAACGACCUCCUGGACCUGGAUGGGGACCCCCAGAAGGAGCGGCAAGUGGCCGAGAAGCAGCUGGCCCAGUUGGGUGACAUCCUGUCCAAGUAUGAAGAGGACAGGAGCUCCCCCAUGGCCUUCGCCCUCAGCACCUACAUGAACCACGCAGGCAUCCGCAGCCGCGAGCCCCGGGCAGCCGGCGCCAGCGAGAAGGCCCCGUCCCUCCCGGACAGGGACAAGUGGCUCCCGUUCUUCCCCAAGGCCAAGAAGCAGAGCAGCAGCACGAAGAAGGACAAGGAUGCCAUGGAGGACAAGAAGCGCAACCCCAUCCUCAAGUACAUUGGGAAGCCCAAAAUCAGCUCCCAGAGCACAUUUCAUGUCCCUUUGUCCCCUGUUGAAGCAGUCAAACCCGGCAAUGUGAGGAACAUCAUCCAGCACUUUGAGAACAACCAGCACUGCGAGAGCCAGGAGCCCGGCUCCCAGCGCCUCUCCACCGGCAGCUUCCCCGAGGACCUGCUCGAGUCGGACAGCUCCCGUGCUGAGGUCAAGCUGGGCCGCUCCGAGAGCUUGAAAGGUCGGGAAGAGAUGAAGAAAUCCCGGAAGGUGGAAAACGUUCCCCGGUCCCGCAGCGACGUGGACAUGGAUGCGGCGGCCGAGGCCACCAGGCUCCACCAGUCAGCAUCAUCCUCUGCUUCCAGCUUGUCCACGAGGUCGCUGGAGAACCCGACCCCUCCGUACACGCCGAAGAUGGGGCGCAGGAGCAUUGAAUCCCCCAACCUGGGCUUCGGCGUGGAUCCCUUCCUGCCUCACCUCCUGGAGGACGAGCAGGGGCAGCUCUCGGACCUGGAGCCCGAGCUGGACACCCAGAACUGGCAGCACUCGGUCAGCAGGGAGCUGGUGGCCAACCUGCCCCAGAAGGAGAUCGACCGGCAAGAGGUCAUCAAUGAGCUCUUUGCCACCGAAGGCUCUCACCUCCGCAUCCUCCGGGUCCUCGACCUCCUCUUCUACCAGCGGCUGAAGAAGGAGAGCCUGCUGUCCCGGGAGGAGCUGGCGCUGCUCUUCCCCAACCUCCCUGACCUGAUAGAGAUCCACAAUUCUCUCUCUGAAUCCAUGAAGAAGCUCCGGGAAGAAGGACCAAUCAUCAAGGAAAUCGGGGAUCUCAUGCUGUCUCGGUUCGACGGCCUGGCCAAAGAGGAGAUCCAGCAGGUCGCUGCUGACUUCUGCUCCUACCAAUCCAUUGCCCUUGAGCUCAUCAAAACCAAGCAGCGCAAGGAGACCCGCUUCCAGCUCUUCAUGCAGGAAGCAGAAAGCAACCCCCAGUGCCGGCGCCUGCAGCUCAAGGACUUGAUCAUCUCGGAGAUGCAGCGCCUGACCAAGUACCCGCUGCUGCUGGAGAACAUCCUCAAGCACACCGAGGUGGGCACCUCGGAGCACGAGAAGCUGUGCCGAGCGCGGGACCAGUGCCGGGACAUCCUGCGGCACGUGAACGAGGCCGUGAAGCGAGCCGAGAACCGGCACCGCCUGGAGGGCUACCAGAAGCGCCUGGAUGCCACCUCCCUGGAGAGGACCAGCAACCCCCUGGCUGCUGAGUUCAAGAGCCUGGACCUCACCUCCCGGCGCAUGAUCCAUGAGGGGCCGCUCAGCUGGCGCGUCAGCAAGGACAAGACUGUGGACCUGCACGUGCUGCUCCUCGAGGACCUCUUGGUGCUGCUGCAGAAACAGGAUGAGAAGCUGGUGCUCAAGUGCCACAGCAAGACAGCGCUGGGCUCCUCGGACAACAAGCAGACCUUCAGCCCCGUCCUCAAGCUCAACUCAGUGCUCAUCCGCUCCGUGGCCACAGAUAAACGAGCCCUCUUCAUCAUCUGCACCUCGGAGCUGGGCCCCCAGAUCUAUGAGCUGGUGGCACUGACGUCCUCCGAGAAGAACACGUGGAUGGAGCUGCUGGAGGAGGCGGUGCAGAGCGCCACCAGGAACGCCACCUUCCCCCCCAAGCGCCGCACACCGGAGCCUGCCCGUGCUGCAGCCUCAGGCCUGGUGCUGCAGGACCCCGACGUCUCCCCCAUGCUGGCCCGAGGCUCUGGAGCAGAGGCAGGGGAUUGCUGCUCAGCAGAGCUCAGUGCCCCCGCGCUGCUGGGCAGGGGGAAGCCCCCCGAGGAGCCGCUGAGCAGCGAGGUGGAGGAAGGGGAGGAGGAGCUGCCCGCAGCCCCCCUGCCCACAGGGGCUGCUGUGGGGGUGCCUGACCCCCACCCCGCCGAGCAGCUGGGGCCCCCCAUGUGUCUGCUGCUCCCGGGGCCUGGCAGUGCAGAGGGGCUGGCAGAGGCGGCGCUGGAGGAUGUGGAGAGCCUGCGGGUGCUGCUGCUGCGGCGGCUGGGGCCGGGCCGGGAGGCGGAGCCCGAGGACGAGCUCACCCCCACGCCGUCGGUCAGCGGGGCCGCGGGCCAGGCCUGGGACUCGGCCCUGCAGGAGGCGCUGCCGGAGCCCCCCGAGGACGCGGAGCCCCCGGACGGGACGGGACCGGGGCCGGGACCCGCCGAGGAGCUCAGAGUGGUCCGGAAAGCCCGGGCAGAGGGGGGCAAGGAGGCCACGCCCUCUCCAGGUAGCAGCCAAUCAGAAACUGAGCUGCAGGAAGGAGGCGGAGCUAAUGUAGAUGGCAACUAUUUCUAUGUGAGCAUGCCCAUGGGGCUGCCCUCGGUGCCCCCCCCGAGCCCCCCCCGGGAGCCACCGGCCCGGCCGAGCCCCCCCGAGGCUCCCCCGGGGGACGUGGACCUCAUCUUCCGCACCAUCGAGCAGCUCACGCUGAAGCUCAACAGGCUCAAGGCUGUGGAAAGAGCCCAUCGGGAGCUGCUGCGGUCGCUGGGGCACAGCUCCUCAGCCGAUGCCACCCCCCUGGGGGGCUCAGCCCCAGAGAUGGAGCCAUGGGGCCAACAGCCCCCCAGCCCCGACAGCGACAGCCCCUUGUCCCGCGCACUGCGGAGCCUGCAGGGGCCCGCCACCAGUGCCCCAGGCUCCAGAGCCCCCCUGGCUGAGGCCCCCCCUCCUGACCUUUAGCAGCAGUGGGGCCCCCCCUUGAGCCCCCCCUGCUGUGGGCUGGGCUGGCAGGAGGGAGCCCCCAUGGGCCCCCCCAUGGCACCCAUCGGGCCCCCCCAUG
This is a messenger RNA of Neopsephotus bourkii (Bourke's parrot), 4684 nucleotides long. It is a transcript of the gene ARHGEF11, whose product is annotated as Rho guanine nucleotide exchange factor 11. NCBI's taxonomy places the organism in Eukaryota, Metazoa, Chordata, Aves, Psittaciformes, Psittacidae. The transcript is spliced from 41 exons. Gene Ontology annotation, molecular function: guanyl-nucleotide exchange factor activity; G protein-coupled receptor binding. The coding region runs from base 127 to 4584 and encodes 1485 amino acids. The record is from RefSeq and is a predicted model, not a curated record. Gene Ontology annotation, biological process: G protein-coupled receptor signaling pathway; Rho protein signal transduction. Gene Ontology annotation, cellular component: cytoplasm.